AUGCUUUUCAACCUUUUUCAACUCGCGAAUUCGUUUUGCUGGAUCGGAAUUGUCGCAAAUUCCGUUCCUCAAACAUCCGAAAGUUCGUUCGCGCAUAUUUUCUUUGCCGCCAUUACAGUCAUUCUCGUCCACUUCAUUAUUUCGACAAGCUGCACUUUCUUGAAUCACGUGGGCGAAAAGACAUCCCUCAAGACGGUUCUUACUCGAGGAAUCGGGUAUUCGAUUUCGUGGCCUUUUGGCCUAGUGAAAUUCGAGGAAAUUGAAGAUGUCAGCGUCGCAGUCCGAGUUGAAAUCAUGAAAGGUCUCGGGAUGGCCCUCCUUUUGUCGAACCCUGGAUUCUUUCUCUUUUCCGAAUGCCUCUUUCUCAUCAUUUCACGGUCCUUCCAAAGCACACUAAAAGGAGAAGACAACCUCAAGAUCUACGAAGAACUCAAGAAACCAUCCCUUGGAUUCCUCGCCUUUUCAUUUUCUUUGAUAAUCCCUGCGAUGAUCUAUUCCUGCUUGCUUUUUGCCAUUCAUUCAACUGCAUAA
This is a messenger RNA of Oikopleura dioica, 531 nucleotides long. NCBI's taxonomy places the organism in Eukaryota, Metazoa, Chordata, Appendicularia, Copelata, Oikopleuridae. The record is from the annotation of a GenBank genome assembly.